Messenger RNA from Malaclemys terrapin pileata, 528 nucleotides. Its product is annotated as 60S acidic ribosomal protein P2-like. NCBI's taxonomy places the organism in Eukaryota, Metazoa, Chordata, Testudines, Emydidae. The record is from RefSeq and is a predicted model, not a curated record. The coding region runs from base 1 to 528 and encodes 175 amino acids. Gene Ontology annotation, biological process: cytoplasmic translational elongation. The transcript has 4 exons. Gene Ontology annotation, cellular component: ribosome; cytosolic large ribosomal subunit. Gene Ontology annotation, molecular function: structural constituent of ribosome.
AUGAAAGAAGGACUCUUCAGUGUUCAGUUGCUUAAAGUGGAUAUUGUUACACUUUCAGAUACAAGGGAAAAUAAAUAUGAUGAAGAUAUUUUCCCCUUAAAACGUAAUAUAGGGUAUCAUAGGGCACAGAACUGCUCUGAUAUGUCUGUCAUCCUGUAUAAUUUCCAGAAGUCUCAAGGAUCACUUAGAAAACUUCAGUAUCCACUAAUAGUAAGCAGAUAUAUCACUCUUCUGGCCGUCCUUGGGGGCAACAAGUCCCCCACUUCAAAGAACUUGAAGAAGAUUCUCAACCGUGUAGACAUUGAGACGGAUGAACGCCGCCUAAACAAGGUUAUUGGUGAACUGAACGGAAAAAAUAUAGAGGAUGUCAUCGCUCAGGGUAACAGCAAACUUGCCAGCAUGCCAGCUAGUGGAGCUGUAGCAGUCUCAGCUGGACCAGGUUCUGCUGCUCCUGCUGAGGAGAAGAAAGAACAGAAGGAGGAGUCUGAGAAAUCUGACGAUGACAUGGGAUUUGGACUACUUGACUAA